GUUCAAUUACUUGAUUCUAUUUAUCGACUUGUGUUGUUUCUUGUUUAUAAAUUGAAAGGAAAUUGAUUCACCCGGUAAUCCUGUACGGGAGUCCGGCAUGAAUGUUGACCGCAGCCCGGAGAGCCCAGCAGAGUUGAGUGAUCGCGAGCAAGCCGUCCUGAUGGAUCCUAUUGACCACGAACGUUGCCGCUAUCCAUAUUGUAUAGUUUGGACUCCCAUUCCGGUUUUAACAUGGAUGUUCCCCUUUCUGGGCCACAUGGGUAUCUGCACAUCCAGCGGUGUGAUCCGUGAUUUUGCGGGUCCAUACUUCGUGUCAGAAGACCUGAUGGCCUUUGGGAACCCGACCAAGUACUGGCAACUCUCACCAGCUAAAGCUCACAAUGGACAACCUGGGUGGGAUGCAGCAGUUCACAAAGCUUCAGAGAUAUAUAAAAAGAGAAUGCAUAUCAUAUUCUACGACAACUGCCACUCGCACGUGGCCAUGGCGCUGAACCUGAUGGGCUACGGAGGCAGCAAGAAUUGGAAUAUGGUGAAGCUGGCCUUCUACAUGAUACCAUAUUCUAAAUAUGUCAGCGUCGGAGCCUUCGUGAAGACGUGGCUGCCCUUCGUGAUCAUCGUAACAUUCAUCUGCCUACUUGCUGCUUUCAUAUAGAACGGUUUAUAAGUUUUAUAGCCGGACAAUGAAAGGAGUUUGGACCACAACCACUUAGCUUUCUCAUAUCCAGAAUCAGGUGAUUCGGUAACUCAGAAAUUAGUUAUUGUUAAAAAAAGUCUCUAAAUUUACUUUGUCUGAGUGAGAGAUUUGAUUAAUACAAUAGAGGCGCUGGCCCGAUAUCGGGUUGUCUGUUCGUAGGCACUUUUCGCUACAUAUGCAUUGCCCCGUGUUAUCGGCUACGCUCCUAGCGCGUGGCACAUGUUGGCACUGAAUGUUUUAAAGAUGGAUUUAGGCUUUAGCUAAUAGUAUUUUAUGCAACCGCCGUUUGAAGGAGGUCAACAAAGCGGAGUGGUGUGGGUAACAAUUUGAGGCGAAGCCGAAAAUUGUUAAUAAAGACACCACGAGUAUUUUUUUACUCAUUUAAACACCGUUGCAUACCUACAAUACUUUUUCUACGACCAUGCACUUAGUGUUGAAUAGUUUUAUAGAAUGAAUUUCGUGAAAUUCACACUGUUUCCUGUAUUUUAACGCAAAGAUUUACACUACCAACCCCCAACCCCCGCCGGCCCGUCCGCACCCCCGCAGUAACGUUAUAACAAAGCGUUACCGUGGUUACAGAGUCAAACAAUGUUUUUUCAAUUUUUUUGUUAUUGCGUGGGUGCACGGGAAGCUGGCGGGGGCUGGCUUUGGGGAAUAGACUUAUAUUGGGUUUUAAAGAUCUAUGCACGACCCUGUAAAUGACGAAUAACAGUUCGGGAGUAAGUAGAAAAAGUUAUUAAGCAAAUCUUAUAUUUAGCCUUCAAAGAUAUCACAACUGUAAACAUCAAUAACAGAGUACCUAUCUAUUUCUGGAUGUGAGUAAUAUAGUAACUGUAGUUUUCCCUCCAAAAUGCAUCAAAAGGCUAAACAGUACCUACAGGUAUAAUGAUGCACUACUCCAAUGAAAUUUUAAAGUAAGGUGGAAGGUGGGCAACUGCAUGGCACAUCAGUCAUUAUUAUGUUUUGGUUUGACAUAAAAAUAACAGAAAAAUUAUGUAAAUACCAGCUUCAUGGUACUUUGAGAUCACUGAUUUUUAGACUAAUGUGAUUUUUGCUAUAAUAAUAUAUGAUGAGAUCCCAUCCCACAUAGGAUUAGUGAGUUUGAGGUGCAAAUUUUACGGUUUAAAUAUAUUUUAUUUUGGUAUGCUUUAGAAAAAUAUUUUAAACACAGGCCUAUUUUCACAAAAGGCAUAACUCAUAAAAAUAAGAGGUGUUUUUUGGUAUAAUCUAGAUUAAUUUUAUGUACAAAUACCUUAUGCAAUUAUUUUUAAAGUAAAAUGUCAUCAUUACAUUGCCAGUGUAUAAAAAUAUAGGCAAUGGCAACUUUAUUUGCUGUUCAUUUUCGAUU
Leguminivora glycinivorella is the source of this 2042-nucleotide messenger RNA. Its product is annotated as transmembrane protein 222. NCBI's taxonomy places the organism in Eukaryota, Metazoa, Arthropoda, Insecta, Lepidoptera, Tortricidae. The record is from RefSeq and is a predicted model, not a curated record. The transcript has 4 exons. The coding region runs from base 98 to 652 and encodes 184 amino acids.